AUGGGUUACAUGAAAACUACCUACGAUUACGUCGACCUCAACGCGCCUUUCACGCCCCUACCUAAAUACGGCCAUUUUUCCAAAAAGACUCCCGAGUAUGAACAAGCAGAGCCUUCCAUCCGAAAGACGUAUGAAGUUCUCUAUUCCCUCCCCGACUUUCCCAGUGUCCGCGCAGUCGCUGGUGAUGCAGAUGCAGUGAUGCCCCCUGGGGGACCUGAUCGCUACAAAAAUGUUGUCACAGAGCUGAUCGACAUUCCUACUCGCGAUGGAACCAUGAUUGAGCUCAAGGUUUAUAAGUCGCCUAAUGUUAAUGAAAACGCUGUUUUGAUGUAUCGAAUGCAUGGUGGUGGCUGGUGCCUUGGCCGUCAUGAAGUCGAUGGCGUUGAUAACGUAUAUGCUGCCAUCAACACCAGAAUUAUCGUCGUGAGUGUCGAUUAUAGGACAGCCCCGGAGCAUCCCUUCCCAACACCAAUCAAUGAUUGUUACGACGGUCUCAUCUGGUGCAAGAAGAACGCAGACAGGUUAGGAGUUGACCCGGAGAAAAUCAUAAUUAGUGGAGGCUCUGCUGGUGGCCAGCUUGUGAGACCUCCUUUCAUUUUACCUAUGGAAAACAAUCUUAUAACCAUACAGGCAGCUUCACUCGCUCUAGACUGCGUCAGAGACGGUGUGACCGGGCUUGUCGCCCAAGUGUUGCAUUUUCCAUCAACGUGUCAUCCCAAAUUCUUCCCCACGGAUAAAUAUGAAUACGGCAGCUAUAUCCAAAACUACGACGACGCUGUCCUAAGCACAAUAAACAUGGAGACUGUCUUAGAUGCUCAUGUCCCUGAUGCGAAACCAGACCACAGACACUCUCCUCUCCUUUCAGAAUCAUUCCAGGGACUCCCACCAACACUGAUUCAAUGCGGUGGAACGGACGUCCUUAGAGAUGAUUCAUUCGCUUACGCUGAUGCUCUCAAGAAAGACGGCGUUGACGUGGAAAUUCACUGUUAUGCUGGACUUCCACAUUGGUUCCCUGUUGUACUUCCUCAAACACCUCAAAGCGUUCAGUUUUAUGAAAGAUACAACGACUUCUUAGCCAGGCAUGCAGGAAAGUGA
Fusarium musae is the source of this 1095-nucleotide messenger RNA. RefSeq lists its product as uncharacterized. NCBI's taxonomy places the organism in Eukaryota, Fungi, Ascomycota, Sordariomycetes, Hypocreales, Nectriaceae. The transcript has 5 exons. The coding region runs from base 1 to 1095 and encodes 364 amino acids. Gene Ontology annotation, molecular function: hydrolase activity. The record is from RefSeq and is a predicted model, not a curated record.